Oncorhynchus masou masou (cherry salmon) is the source of this 2639-nucleotide messenger RNA. RefSeq lists its product as uncharacterized. Gene Ontology annotation, cellular component: cytoplasm. The coding region runs from base 243 to 2054 and encodes 603 amino acids. The transcript is spliced from 2 exons. The record is from RefSeq and is a predicted model, not a curated record. NCBI's taxonomy places the organism in Eukaryota, Metazoa, Chordata, Actinopteri, Salmoniformes, Salmonidae.
AUGCAGCACAAAACCGAUACUGGAGAAGAAACUUAAUUGAUACAUGGGCAAAUCUAAUGUUACCAUAAUUGUAGCGAAACAGUCAUGCUUCCGCAUAUUGUCAUUUUUUUACCUAUUUGACUAGCCUUUCAGAUCAAUAGUGUGCUGCCUCUUUCACUCGUCAUACUUCCUUGUUCCUAUGUUAUUUCUACAUCAGAUAAGAAGCGUGUAGCCUAACUAAACAGUAUUUUUCAACAACAAAUAUGCAGGGUGGUGACGGUGACCAAACGCAUAUAGCACGUAAAGAGGCUUUCGACGACUACCUAAAUUACUAUGAUCAGAUUUGGAGUAAGGGUAACCUGAAACUAUGCCAAGAGAAACAGGUUACCGUGGAAGCUAGACGAUUUUUGCUGUUAGAAACAGACCCCGGAGAAAGAUUUUCUCAUUUUGACUUCUACUUUACUGCAUCCGAAUGCGUAAAACAAGGCUUUAAAGAUUGUCGAACAUUCUUCAGCGCGCUCAUUAAAGCCACAGAGGUGUUGGAGAUGUUCUGUGUAAAUCUGUUUCUUUACCCGUGGAAGAAGGAAAUCAAGAUUGUCAAGACUUUCACUGGCCCCUUUGUCUACUGCAUCCAGCCGGUCCUGACAAAGAGUGCCACGAAAAGUAUCCUUGAAACGAUAGGAUAUCAUCUGGAAACUGACACAGAGUACCGACUCACAAACAAUGCAGACCCUGAAACAGCCAUGAAAAUGGGUUUUGAGCUUUUCCUGGCGCGAACAGAGUGUGAGUACCUGUUGGAGCUCAUGGGUCAGCGGUCACAGCAUGAGUGUCUGGAAAUUCUACAGAGGAGAGCUGCACGACUACCUCACACCCAGAGGGCUGCCGAGGAGACAGCAAAGGAGUCUGAAACAGAGCCCUUACAAAUGCAGAAAGAAGAGGAGAACGAGGAUAAGGGUCUAUCAAAUGGUUGUUCCCUGGUAGACCCAGGACCAGUGGAGACAGAUGAGGGAGACUUAACUGAGGAGAACCGUGUCAGCGCUAGCACACCAGGCAGGCAACAGGAUGAUGGACAGAUACCCCUCAACCUGGAGGUUCAGUCCAUUGAGACAACACAUUCUCCAGGAAUCAGACCACCCAGGGCAUUCUUGAACGAUGACAGAUCUAUCCUGGAGAUUCAGCAGAAUUACCCAGACCUUGCCAUCAGGCAGAAGCCAAUAUUCAGUAAGCCACUGGGUGGACUUCCUGUAUCGCGAAGGCGACUUAUUAAAGAGAACACACCUGAGGAAGGUGGCAGUGCAGCCAAUUUAGCUGGCAGUGAUGUAAGUGGUCCCCAGUCCAUCUCCAUUCACACCACAGCAGCACCAAAACCCCAUCUCACAGAAGCAGUCCCAAAACCCCAUCUCACAGAAGCAGUCCCAAAACCCCAUCUCACAGAAGCAGUCCCAAAACCCCAUCUCACAGAAGCAGUCCCAAAACCCCAUCUCACAGAAGCAGUCCCAAAACUCCAGCCUCCAGAAGAUAAGGCCUACAAGACUACUGCCACGUUCCAUGGACCAACUCCUCCACAGGUAGAAGUGACCAAAGAGGGUCAGGAGGCCGAUGAUGCAGAUGAGCUGACCAAGCUGGCUGAGAGGAUUGGCCAACUGCAUGUCCAUGAGCACAAGAUGGAGGACAACAAGGUGAAGGAGAACCUGAAAUACCCUGUAGAAGAGACAGCACCACCACAUGCCAGUUGCAAUGACCAUGAUGGGUCCCCUCAACAGGAUUCUGCAGGGGACCAGAGCCAGCCCCUAAUGUGCCAUCCCUCUCUGGUGCCGGUUUGUAACAUCCCAGGCUGUAGCACCUGUGAAGUAGCAGACGGUCCCCACAAACACAUUCUUAGUAGGGACACCAUCAAAGAGCCACCUCACUCCAUCUAUGUCCCAACCAGCCACCUGGACCCCUCAGUGUUUGACCCUACUGCUGCUGACCACCAGCCCUCCACAGGCCCUCAGCACCAGGACAUGGAGGGCCCCAUCCCUCAAACCACAGAGGACGAGCUGCUUCAAACCUAUGUCAUGGUGGACGGGCCUUAGAGGAAGUAAGGUCAUGAUCAGAACACAGAGGGAAAUUGAUUGACAGGUCUGAAACAUCACUUGCCAAGUUGUUUUGGACUGGGGCGAUUCAAUCAGUGGAGGCUGCUGAGGGGAGAAUGGCUCAUAAAUGUCUGGAAUUGAGUAAAUGGAAUGGCAUCAAUCCAUGUUUUGAUACCAUUCCAAUCUUUCUGCUCCAGCCAUUACCACAAGCCCGUCAUCUUCCAAUUAAGGUGCAACCAACCUCCUGUGGAUUCAAUGUAUGAAGGUGACAAGAAUGACCUCGUUGAAUUUAAUGCGUCUUCUGUAUUUUCUGACAUUUGCUUUGUACUUUUUCUCAGGUGAUAGACUUUUAAUACAAUGUUAAUUAUGCUUGACCUAAUUUAUGAGGUGGAAGUAAUGUUUCCACUGUGUCCUCUUACAGUGACAGUGCCUUACAGAAAUGUAUUCUAUGCCAAUCCUGCACUUACUUUCCUUGCUCAUUGUCAUUGAGACUACUGAAUGCUUUGUAAUGUUUAUGAAAAUGUUAGUCCAAUUGUAUUCAGAAUGUUAUGACCUUUUUUAACUCAUAAAAAUGUGAAAAACUUU